Messenger RNA from Blepharisma stoltei, 1446 nucleotides. NCBI's taxonomy places the organism in Eukaryota, Ciliophora, Heterotrichea, Heterotrichida, Blepharismidae. The record is from the annotation of a GenBank genome assembly.
AUGGUUUCCAGAGCAAGUCCACUUGCAAACCAAGACCGAGCUAACCCACUCAACCAAGAAACAGCCAAGCGCAUCCUCCAGACAAUGUUUUUCAUCAAGAACUCUGACAAUAAGCUUGUCCAAUCCCUUCUUGAAAAAAACCAAGACAGAUGGGCAGAUCUCCCAGAAUUUUUUGUCUGGUGUAUCCUCUCAGGAAACUUAGAAACAGCAUCAUUUUUGCUGUCUAGAGGAGUAUCCCUUGAGCACCCACCAGUCGCAGUAUCUCCAGGCUACACCCAAACCCCUGAGGUCGACAACUUCCUUAAUAAUUACAGACAAGCGCCCUAUAUCAUCAUGGCAGCCAUUGCAGGGCAAACCCAGAUUUUAGAGCUUUUGAUCCAGAAUGGAAGAAAAGUAUCAGAGACAGGGCACAUUGGGUAUUCAAAGAAUAAGCUUAACUCAGUCUCAGGAAAUGUCCUUAGUGCUGCGAUUUUUCAUGAAAAAAUUAAUGUAGUGAGAUGGCUUUUCGCGAACUUCGGCGCUGAAGAAUUAGGGAUUGAGACUAUAAUUGCUGAAGAAAAAGCUAAAGGAACCAAAGGAGGACUCAACAAAGAAUACUUUGGCUUCACACCUUUAUUAUUAGCAGCUACAAGAAGUGGGGUCGACAUUAUCACAGAACUUGUAAGCCACGGUGCAAACUUCAAGGCUGUAGACUGGCAAAAAAAUACAGCACUACAUUUAGCCGUCAAAAGAAACGACCCUGAAGUCGCUGAAUAUUUCUGUAAAAUUCCAAAUUUCGACUUAAAUGCAAGAAAUCAGCUGGGACAAACUGCUUUAAGCUUGGCUAAAGAAAAGAAUUUCGAGCUCGUCGAUAAAGUUUUAAGCAAUUAUGUACAAGAUUCGUCCCAGCAAAUGGCGGAUGAGCUUUUUAACUUGUUAUCACAAGAAGAAGACAAGAAAAAUAAGAAAAAACAAAAGAAAAAGAAAAAAAAGGUUGAGGAAGCCAAAGAAGUAAAAGAAGCUCCAGUUGAAGUGCAGCAGCAGCCUGAAGAAAAGAAAAAAUCAUUAAAAAUCUUGAAAUUAAGUGAAAUCCCGCCACCACCGCCAAAACCAGCUGUAAAAGUUGAAGAGAGCAAGGUAGCUGAAAUUACAGAAAAAGAAAAUAAGCCUGAGAAAAAAGAAGAAAAAAAGGUAGAAAAGAAAGAAACAGAGACAAAUAAAAAACAAAGUGAGCCUAAGCCUAAAGAAGCAACUAAAGUAGCUGAAGUUAAAGAAGAGCCGAAAGAAGAAACAAUAAUUUCUCCUCAGCAAGCUGAAAUAGUAGAUAAAGAUGCAGAAAUCGCGAGAUUAAAUUACAGAAUUUCUCUCCUUACAGGUAAAGGUGAUUACACUAAACUUACUCCUAAUGAAAUACAAGACUUAAAAAGCCAAUUAACACAAGCCUUGGCUCAAAUAUCAAAUCUUUAA